AUGGAGCUUUCAAACACCGAAACUAACCCGCACGCGCCGUUGCGCCUACUAUCCCUCGAUGGCGGAGGCGUGCGGGGACUAUCUUCGCUGAUGGUCCUCGACGAUCUCAUGGAGAACAUUGCACAAGAAGAGAAGAGACUGGGAAGACGGCGGCCAAAUGACACUACUCCCCUCAAGCCAUGUGACUACUUUGACCUGAUUGGCGGCACGAGCACGGGUGGCAUCAUCGCCAUCUUGCUCUCGCGGCUGAGGCUUGACUGCAAGCAGUGCAUCGGAAUAUACACAAAGUUAGCGGAGCAGAUCUUCAAGCACGAUAAGUCCAUCAAGUUGUUCGGAACCAAAGUUCCCACUGGGUCAACGAGGUUCUCAGGUGUGGUUCUUGAGAGGGCUAUCAAGUCAGCCAUCACCGAGCUCGGGUACAGCGAAGAUGAACUCAUGUGGGACGACUCCCUCUUCGAAGAGCUCCCAGAGACCGACCUCCCCCGCGAUAGCAUAUGGUCCGAUGCCGCACCAGCGCCAGAAGUUCUCACCGAGAGCCCAGUGGCAACGCUCAAGGGAGCGGAAGGCGCACUACCAAAGAGCAACGGAUCAGCAGCACCAAGCAGCAACAUCGCCGACGAGCAGCGGCCAGCACCACACAAGGACGACCCCUUCGCCGACCCUAAGCCAGCUAGGAGAGAUACUUGGAAACUCCAUCCCCGACUGAGCGUCCACAAGAAGAAGAAUGCAAGAGGCUGCCGCGGGUUUGUGCUCACUUCUCUCAAGAACGCGCUAGGACUACCCAGAAUCCUAUCAACCUAUGACCCCAACGACCGGACGACUCGCAUCUGGGAAGCUCUUCGCGCAACCUCAGCAGCGCCAACUUUCUUUGAGGAAAUGCAGUUCGGAACCCCUAAAGUUACGUAUCUCGACGGCGGCGUGGGCUUCAACAACCCCUGCGCAGAAGUCGACUACGCAGCGAAAGCGCUCUGGGAAGGCCGCUCCAUUGGCGUCAUAGUGUCAGUCGGCACUGGUCUCCAGUCCAUUCCGUCCGUCCGCAAAAUGGCGUCGUGGCUGCCCUUUGGUCUUGGGACUGACAUCUCACUGGCCUCUGCUCUCGCGGGGAUGGCAACCAGCACUGCGCGCGUCGACAACGAGAUGAAGCGCAUGUACUACAACACAUCUACAAAGUAUUACCGCUUCGACGUGGACCGCGGCCUCGCGAACGUCAGCCUCGAGCAGUGGAUGAAGGAAGAUGAAAUGGCAGCGCUCACAGAGCAAUACAUGCGUGAUGCAAAGCAACUGCGCACAGCCCGCCAAUUCGGCGAGAUCAUGGCGAAACUCUCCGCUCUCCCACCGAAAUUCGAAAUCGGUGCCACACACUUCCGCGUCGGCAUAGAUGGCCGGGGGCUAUUGGAUCAAUCCUUCCAGCUCGUGCAAGUCGACUUCAAGACCGGAAUGCCUUUGGGUGUCGUCUCACACCUGGAAGACCUACCACGCAUGAGCCAAUUCCGCACCUCCUCGCCGUCCGGCGAAGGCGGCCUAGCCGUCGACGAGUCCGGCAAGCUGAAGAAAAUCUACCCAGUUGCAGAGGAUCUAGACCACGACGGACGCCGCGAAGAAGCAGCUGUGUACCAGUGCAUGCGCGCAGACAACAUCUGUCUGCGCACGAUCAAAACCGGCAUACCGCAAGGUCGGUACCGCGUUCAAUUCAUCGCCUCGUUUCAAAACAGCAAGUACACGCCGCCACACGACCUCGUGUUCUCAGUCGGCAAGCCGUUCGACAAGGAAACCUUCGCACAGCGGUUCGUCGAUGUGAAGAUCACGCCCGACUUUGUUCCGUGCCUCCUGCACCCUGACGCUGUGCGCGUACGCGUAGGGAAGAAUCGGUAUGCGGAGCACAAGGGGAAAGGGUGGCUUGAGAUCCAAGGGGAUGUUGAAGUGAGCGUGGGGCUGGAUGGCGCGCUCGGCUUUAUUGUGAGUAAGAAGUACGAGGAGGAUGUUUUUGUGGAUGGGUGGAGUUUUGGGGGCGUGAGACUAGAGCCCAUUUUUGCGAAGGCGGGAGAGACGAGGACGAAGAGCUAG
Molecule: messenger RNA, 2064 nt
Organism: Trematosphaeria pertusa
Lineage: Eukaryota; Fungi; Ascomycota; Dothideomycetes; Pleosporales; Trematosphaeriaceae
Product: FabD/lysophospholipase-like protein
Exons: 2
Coding region: 1-2064 (687 amino acids)
Biological process (GO): arachidonate metabolic process
Cellular component (GO): membrane
Source: RefSeq, a predicted model, not a curated record